CGGGUGGUCAGCGGUGCAGAUAUAAUCCCGGCGCAGCAGUAUCAAUAAAAACUGUAGUAAUUGAUGACACUGUACGUCCCCUCGCCGCCCUGCCUCACCUCACUAUAUCAAGAGAUAACCAUGCAUCAACUGGAAGCAAUAGCGUCUCAUCCCAACGCUUGGAAACCCCAUGCAAGGCUCCCAGCCAUCCGCACUACCCGGGUCACAGAUCCACCAGAACGGAACCUCAUCCUCGGAUCAGACAAUAGCACCGCGGAAUAAGACACUUCACAGUCGGGGAAAUUAUCAGGGGUAUCAAAUGGGAGAAGAGAAGCGGAUAUCAGCGAGUUCUGACCAAAAUCUCCAGACGUGCAAUGGUCACCGCGCAUUUCAGUUUCCAACUUCCGCACAUUUUCUUUCAUACACCGCCCAUUCAGGUUCUUUGUGGGCAAGGGUACGAAAAAAACCUCCUUUUUUGCAACUGAACCGGAACCCAACGACAACAUCCCAGACACGACGCGAAGAGGAGCUGAGCACCGAGGUUGAGGAAGUGGAUGUGCUGGACCCCGUGGUCGAUCGUACGGCCGACGAAGAGGACGAUCCGGCAAAUGAGUCAAUGUGGCAACCUACCGAUUUCUCCGGCGACCCGCAGGACACGGCGAAUGCCUUCAUGGGACUCUCUGUCCAUUGAUCGUCUCAGCGAGGAAAACUUUGCGCCAGUGCUUACUCCAUUCCCAAAAUGAAGCUGUGUACAGUCCCAUCGAUGACCCGGUCGGCAUUGUUUCUGACAGUUCCGCAAAAAGUCACCCCAAAAAUAUGAUGUCACGAGGUGGAACGAUGGCUUUUCUGCGGGCGGCAUAUC
This is a messenger RNA of Aspergillus fijiensis CBS 313.89, 841 nucleotides long. RefSeq lists its product as uncharacterized. NCBI's taxonomy places the organism in Eukaryota, Fungi, Ascomycota, Eurotiomycetes, Eurotiales, Aspergillaceae. The transcript has a single exon. The coding region runs from base 170 to 670 and encodes 166 amino acids. The record is from RefSeq and is a predicted model, not a curated record.